GAAUGGGGGACGAAACCCUGCUGGAGCGUAUACUCAAUGGAGACGAGGAACCCAAGGAUCUGCCAUUAGCACUCUUACAAAGCAUCACGAACGAUUUCUCCGACGACAGAAAAAUUGGUCAGGGUGGAUUUGGAGCGGUUUACAAGGGUGAACUCCAAAAUGGGAUUAUUGUUGCUGUCAAGAGGAUUGAAGUCAACCAAAUCACAAUUGAUGACGUGUCAUUUCGCCGUGAGUUUAAUAGCCUGAUGAACACCAACUAUCAAAAUGUAGUCCGGUUUCUUGGCUUCUGUUCUAAUACACAUCAUACAUCGAGAAAAGAGGCAGGAGAAAUUAACCUUGUAAGCGUAAGAGAAAGAUUGCUCUGUUUUGAGUACAUCCGCAAUGGAAGUCUUGAUAAGCACAUUACUGAUGAAUUAAGGGGACUUGAAUGGGAACCACGUUAUGCAAUAAUCUCUGGAAUUUGCAAGGGUCUGUGUUAUCUUCACGAGGAAUUUUUUUUAUUCAUAUGGAUCUUAAACCGCCAAAUAUAUUACUUGAUGAUCAUAUGGUUCCAAAAAUUACUGAUUUUGGGUUGUCAAGAUCAAAUGAAAUGUCGCAUACUACGGGUCAACGUUUUGGAACACCAGGAUAUCUCGCUCCAGAAUACGAGAAAGAUGGCAAAACUUCAUUCAAGUGUGACAUAUACAGUUUGGGUGUCAUAAUCACAGAAUUGGUAACGGGGUGUAAGAGCGUCCCUCACAAAAAUAAUUUAAGUGAUAUCUCUCACUUUUUAGAACAGCAAGAAUGUUUUGCCUGCAUCUUUUGUUCAUGCUUUAAUUUGCAUA
Messenger RNA from Triticum dicoccoides, 824 nucleotides. Its product is annotated as cysteine-rich receptor-like protein kinase 41. Gene Ontology annotation, molecular function: ATP binding; protein kinase activity. NCBI's taxonomy places the organism in Eukaryota, Viridiplantae, Streptophyta, Magnoliopsida, Poales, Poaceae. The transcript has 4 exons. The record is from RefSeq and is a predicted model, not a curated record. Gene Ontology annotation, biological process: protein phosphorylation. Bases 3 to 701 code for a protein of 232 amino acids.